Molecule: messenger RNA, 1767 nt
Organism: Notothenia coriiceps (black rockcod)
Lineage: Eukaryota; Metazoa; Chordata; Actinopteri; Perciformes; Nototheniidae
Gene: paqr4a
Product: progestin and adipoQ receptor family member IVa
Exons: 3
Coding region: 768-1694 (308 amino acids)
Cellular component (GO): membrane
Molecular function (GO): signaling receptor activity
Source: RefSeq, a predicted model, not a curated record
UAAAGGCCGCCAGGGAAGAUUCCGCAUUUCAAGGAAUAGAGCCGGCCUCAAAUAAUGUUGGGAAAUAAUGUGUGAAACAGAUUUGGAAGAAAGUCAAUGUACGCUUUACGGACCGGACCGUAUGUGUUUUAAAUCACCUGGCUCAAAUUUCUGCUUCCUCAUCCCCAGUCACUGGACAUCGGUAGCCGACUUGCCCGGCUUGCUAGCCCGCAGACCUUCCCAAAAUCUCUGCUCAAGAAUCACGGAUCUCAUCAGUUUUUUCUUCUUAUAACGCUUUCCGAAAGCUACUCAGCAUUAAAUGUACCGACCCGAGCAUCUGCUCCGGGUUGCUCUCAUAACACUAAAGCUAUGACCUGCUAGUCCUCUACUGCAGAUCUGACCGCUAGGAGCUAGCAUCCUCUGGAGUUGGAUGGACCUCUCACAGCAUCCCUGCCGCCGGGGAGGCGUUCAAACCCGUCCUGCUGCUUCUUCACCGGAAUGCUAACUAACGAGGAAGUGGCUUUAACAUGACGAGGAACAAUUUGCCUCUCAAUCGCUGCAAGCUUUUAGGUGCUUCACAGACAUUUUUUAGAUGCCAAAUGUAAUGACCGUCCCGAGCUCGCACCAUGUACGUGGCUGGCCGUGUCUGUCUCCAGCCUCGCGGAUGACACUCACACAGGUACCGGCGUUUCAGAGCGAACAGCGGCGGCGCUGAUAACACCGUGUUGAGAGACUAGCGCCAAAGCUAGGAGGCUUACAGCACAAGAUAGAACCCCUAAACAACACCAAUGGUAUCCCAUAAGGUUUUAGUCGCAAUAAUCCUAUUAAAUGUGUAUAUAGGUGUACAGUCUGUUUUUUACUUUUUCGGCGGGGUCCUUUUGACGGGGUUGUUUGCUAUGGCAUAUUUGAAUGGACCCAGGCUGCUGGACUGGGCGAGUUCACCCCCUCAUCUUCAGUUCAACAAAUACGUCCUAACGGGAUACCGGCCAAGCUCCUCUGUGCAAGACUGCAUCAGAAGCCUGUUCUACCUGCACAAUGAACUUGGGAACAUAUACACUCACGGCAUCCCUUUGGUGUGCUUCCUGGUGCUGCUGCCGCUCAACAUCCCCUGGUCUCAGAUCAGUGUCACGUGGCUGGGUGUGGUGCACUUCCUGGCCUGCCUGUCGCCCCAGCUGGGCUCUGUGCUCUACCACCUCUUCAUGAACCACGAGGGGGGGGAGCCCGUCUACCACACCCUCCUCAAACUCGACGUGUGUGGAAUCUGCAUGAUCAACACGUUGGGGGCGCUGCCCAUUGUCUACAGCACGCUGCUGUGCUACCCUUUCAUCCGCACUGUGGCCCUGUUAGUCUACAUCCUGCUGUCCAGCCACGCCAUCUACUGUGCCGUCACCGCGCGGAGCAGCGUCCGCCGCUUGCGCUCCUUUGCCUGGCAGGCGCUGUUCCGCUUCUCCUUCUUUCUCCUGCGCGGGGUGGGCAUGGGUGGCGGUAGCCCCACCUCGCUACGCCACUUCCUCAUGAUGGAUGUGCUGGCCGUGCUGGGCGGGGUCAUCAACAUCACACGCAUUCCGGAGCGUUUCCGCCCCGGUCUCUUUGACUACUGGUGCAACAGCCACCAGAUCAUGCAUGUACUGGUGGUAGGCUCCAUUCUCUACCUGCACUGGGGUGUGCUGGACGACCUGCUGUGGAUCAACAGCUACAACUGUCCCUCAGACUGACCCCCCCUGCUGACCCCACCCCCUCACAAGGAGCACUAGGAUCUAAGGUUCAAGGACCUCUGAGGGGAGGGGG